Messenger RNA from Oryctolagus cuniculus (rabbit), 2833 nucleotides. The record is from RefSeq and is a predicted model, not a curated record. NCBI's taxonomy places the organism in Eukaryota, Metazoa, Chordata, Mammalia, Lagomorpha, Leporidae.
AGCCCAGACGGCGGCCGCCACAGGUACAGGCUUCAGAGAGGCCCGAGGUUGUCGGGCGGUGCUCCUCGGGGGUGGGGUCUCGGCGCCCAUUCCGAAUGGAGGCCGUCGGCCCGUGCCGCGUCGCCUCCUGAGGGGAGACCUCACAGGACGACACACAUACGCACACACACACACGCACGCACACGACCUUGCGCCCGCCUCUCCAGCGCCACGUGCCUUUUCUCUCCCUUCAGGGCCUUCGUCUCUUAGCACCAUGCAGCACGCCCUAGAGCACGCCUUAGAUUCCGCCGAGGCGGUCAUCCAGAGAGCCCAGCGGAGACCGCCCAAGAGGAGAAGGUCAGCCAGCGGGGACAGAUGUCUGCAUCAAAAGCUUUAUGACCUUUACGUGAAGGAGUGCGAGCGAGAGCCCGAGUUCGCGGAGCUGAGAAGCAGUGUCCACCUGCUAGACAAGCUCGUCCAGAAGGAGUCCUUGUCACGCUUAGUGGUCAGCCUGUACCCCGGAAGUGAGGGCUACUCUCUGAUGCUCAAGGACGCCGAGACAUGCUCCCCAGAAAGCAUCCGGCUGCCUUACGACCAGCGGGAGUUCCUGGAGUACCUGGAUGCCGAAGAGCUGCCUCCCGUUCUGGUCGACAGCCUGGAGAGAGCGCGGGCUGACGUCUUUCACCGUGGCUGCGUCGUGGCGGAGAUCCGCGACUACAGGCAGUGCGGCGAGCCGGGGCCUCCCGGUUUCCGCAGUAAGCACAUUCUGCUCCGCCCCACCAUGCAGACUUUACUCUGUGACGUGCAGUCCAUGACCAGCGGCCGCGAGGAGUGGACCCAGGAAGACAAGCUCGCCCUGGAGAGCCAGCUGAUCCUAGCGACCGCAGAACCCCUGUGUCUGGACCCCUCCGUGGCGGUGGCCUGCGCUGCCAACCGCCUGCUGUACAACAGGCAGAAGAUGAACACCAACCCCAUGAGGCGGUACUUCCGGAGGUAUUCUGUGUCCUCGCUGGCUCAGCAGCAGCAGCUGGCCCCCCGUCCUCGCGCCCCUGAGCCCAGCACCUCGCCUGGGUCCGGAGCCCGGAAGGCCGGGGCAGCAGCUGCCCAUUCCCCCGACCUGCUUCCUCCGCAAGCAGAAGGUGAGCUGGACGCGUGGAAACAGGCACCCGGCGACUUGGCUGUGCCUUCGGACGUGGACGUGCAGAAAUGCGCUAGGGGGGAAGGGUCCUCCAGCACCGCGGCCUCCCCACGCACCAUCUGGCCAGCUCCGGAGGAAGAUGACUGGGGGCUCGCAGGGGAAGCCGGCCACGGGUCCUGGGACACGAAGCUGAGCGGCAUGCAGUCGCUUAAGGAUCCCGUGUUCUGCGACACAGCCCCACAGUGUAAGGAGCCCCGCGUGGAGACGGGUUGCGUCCUCCCCUCCUCCGCGGAGAGCCGCGUGCCCAGGGUGUCCGGCAUGGGUGUAAGGUGGAUGCCCGGGGGCGGUCGGUCAGCAGCGGGCCCCGGGCCGCAGGAGAGCCUCCUGUGCAGGCCGGCGGCCCGUUGCCCCAGUGGCUCGGCGGCUGUCUCCUCAGCCUGUUCUGGGAAGCCACUAGAAGAGGGCGUGGCUGGCUGUGCGGGGCGGGGCCCCACGCGGGGACAGGGAGAGAAACGUGGGGCUGGCCGGGCCUGUCCUCCCGCCAGCCAGCUCGGGAGAGCGAGGCUCCGGCUGGCUGCAGGGGUGCUGCCCGAGGGGCAGGCAGCCUGCUCAUGUCAGCUCCCCUGCUCCUUUCCCACACCCGCCCCGCCUCCAGCGCUUCCUCUGGCUCCCGCUUCUCCCCCUGCUCCCCCGGCUUUCCCGGAUCCUCUCCCUGAGCCCCCUCUGGAUCUGUCCCUUUUUAUUGUUCCAGCUCCUGCGCCCACUCCUGCUCCUCCUCCUGAACUGGCGCCCACUCCUGCUGUGGAUGCAGCUUCUCCUGCUACGCCUGUGCCUGCUCCUGCUCCUGCUCCUCUUCCUGCCCCUGGCAGAGUUCGCAGGAAGUUGUCUGCAGUUCCCUGUCGACCAGUCAGCACGCUUCUUCCUGCCGGCCCCACCCCAGCCAAGUCAUCGCAGAGACCCCCAGCCACCCAGGUCCUGGCCAGGUCCCGCGGCAGGAACGUCAUGAACGUGGGGGCCGUGGCCCCCGGAGUGCCGGCAGUGGUGAGUGACUCAGUGCCUGCUCCGGGCCGUGUCAGUGCUGCCCCGGCCGGCACAGCCAUCAGUGGCCUGACACCCUCCACAGGGCAGCUGCCGAGCGCCCUGCCUGAGGCCACAGAGCCCCGGCCACAGGCCCAGGUGAGCCUUCAGCUGGUUUUAAACAGCCCUGUAACUGUGCUGCAGCUGCAGCUGCCGCGUGGCUCAUUCAUUCUGAACUUGCAGCAGCAGCCACAGAGGCCACAGGGGCCGCAGCCACAGCCGCCGCCGCCGCCCCGGCUCUGUCAGGUGGCUCUCCAACAGCUUCAGCCACCCAGGGCUGCUCAGCCCCCACAGCCCGUGCCCCAGGGCUCUGGCCCAGGCGCAGGCCAGCAGGAAUGGGCUCUGGAGGCUCAGCAAGGCCUUCUCAUCAGGAUCGGCCAAGCCAGAGGUGAUGUGCCGCCCCAGACAACCGUGGCGGGUCAGCGUGGCCCCGCCCAGGGAGGAGCUGGGCAGAGCCUCCCCCAGCAGCAGUCCCGGCUCCCCUCCACCUUGCAGCCACCAGGGUUGCAACUGAGGCAGCAGCGCAGGCCCGCGGCACCAGCCGCAGCCCGGGCAGCUCAGCCCUGUCCGCAGCUGAGGAGCACAAACCAGCGCAAAGGGAAAGCCCGGAGGAACAGCACAGCGCCCCCGCCUUCCUGA